Molecule: messenger RNA, 2877 nt
Organism: Henningerozyma blattae CBS 6284
Lineage: Eukaryota; Fungi; Ascomycota; Saccharomycetes; Saccharomycetales; Saccharomycetaceae
Gene: MSH1
Product: mismatch repair ATPase MSH1
Exons: 1
Coding region: 1-2877 (958 amino acids)
Biological process (GO): mismatch repair
Cellular component (GO): nucleus
Molecular function (GO): ATP binding; mismatched DNA binding; ATP-dependent DNA damage sensor activity
Source: RefSeq, a predicted model, not a curated record
AUGCUACUUUUAAGAAAGCCGGUGAAAUUAUGUCCUGGAUUAUUCAUUAGAUACAAUCAUACAACUUAUAAACCAAUUGGAAAAGUCACAGUGACAAAUUUAUUGAUUACAGUUGAUAAACCCGGUAAAAAGACAGAUGUCACAUUAUUUGACAAAAAGGAAAAAACUAUAAUUCUAGAUCCCAUUGUUCCUACUAAUGGUAAUAUUAAACUCAUUCGAAAUGAGUUACAAUACCAGAAUGAUACUGUAGCACCUGUACGAUUGCCUGAGUCUUUGCAAUACGUUCGGACUUUAAUGGAUCAUUAUAAAGACCAUGUUGUGUUAACACAGGUAGGAUCCUUUUAUGAAUUAUAUUUUGAGCAUGCAACAAAAUAUGCACCAGAUUUAAAUAUUACCUUAACAAGUAAGCAGUAUAAAUUCGGAAGGAUUGCAUUUGCUGGUUUUCCAGUGAAUCAACUAGGGAGAUAUUUAAAAAUACUUGUAAAUCAACAUGGAUAUAGUGUCACAAUUGCAGAACAAUAUAAAGACGAGGGGAUUUCCGAUAACGAAACAAACAAAAUUCGUAGAAAAGUGGCACGAAUUGUUACACCGGGAACCUUUAUUGAUGAAGCAUUUGAACAUUUUAAUGAAAAUACGUAUCUUUUAAAUAUUGAAUUACCUGAGAAUUGUACUACUAAACUAUCAGAUCCUAAUAUGAAAGUUGGUUUAUGUUGGUGUGAUAUUACUACUGGAGAAUUAUAUACUCAAGAAGUCAUUUUAGAAGAAUUAACAACAGUAAUAUCUCGUAUUAAACCAAAGGAGAUCUUAUUGGAUGACUCAUUUGAGGUAGCUUCUCUUGAAUCUGGAAAAUGGUUUUCUCCCCUUGUAGAAUUAAAAAAAUACUUUUUAAAAUAUCAAAAAACUCCUAGUCAGCAUUUUAAAAUAUCAGAUUUUUAUAAGCUAUUUACUGACAAGAAAAAUGAAAAACAAUUAGAUAUAUAUUUUGAAACAUUUAGCCAAAAGGAAAUUGCAUCUUUGAAAAAUAUAUUAAUAUAUGUUCAAGAACAUUUACCGGAUAUCUCCAUAAAUUUUCAGUUGCCAGAGAAGCAACUUUUAAAUUCUAUGAUGCAAAUUGAUUCUAGAACUAUGAAUUCCUUGGAAGUACAUUCCACUAUGAGAACUAAUAGUAGAAAGGGUUCUUUACUAUCGACAGUAAAACGAGUAGUGACACCUGCUGGUAGCCGUCUUUUAACUAUGUGGUUAUCAGGGCCAUCUCUUGAUUUAAAAGAAAUUAAGAAAAGACAAAAGAUUGUCACUUAUUUUUUAGGAAAUAACCAUAUUCAAAAUAUGAUUAUAAGUCAAUUAAAAGAUAUUCAAGAUUUAUUCCGUAUAAUCCAAAAAUUUAGUUUUGGACAAGGUGGGGCUGAAGAGUUAAUCCAAGUGGCACAAUCUUUAAAAUCUUCAAAUCAAAUUGCCAUGCUUUUGAAAGAUUGUGAUUGUAAUCAAAUGACCCGUAAAUUACUUGAUGAAAUCAUUGAAAAUUUGAUAUUUGAUAAUCUUCUUAUAGAAGAAAUCUUGAAAGGUAUAUUGCCAACAGUUGAUAUUCCUACUUUUGUUGAUGAAAAUAUAAAUACAGCUUCUGAGAAUACUGAUAAUAAUAAUAAAAUCAAUUAUAAUAAAUCAAAUUUUCUACUUGAUCCUAAUUAUAGUCCUAUUUUAGAAAAAUUGUAUAAAGAAUAUGAAAUUUUACAAAAAGGGAAAGAUAAUUUAUUAAGUAAAUAUGAAGAUAUUUUACUCAAAGAAUAUAAUGCUAAAAGUGUUGAAUUAAAGCAAAAACAGACCAAUGAAUAUGCAUUAUACGUUAGAUGUUCUCCAACAAAUUCUAAGCGAAUCAAUGAAUUUAUAAAGAGUGACCAAGGUAUUAUUGAUGGUGAACCAUUUAAGAUUCUACAAAACUUGUCACAAAAUAAAUGGUUAUCACAUAAAUCAUGGACUGAUUUAGCUUUAAAGAUUGAACUAUCUGCAUGGAAGAUUAGAAAUGAAGAAAAUGCUAUUAUUGACAGAUAUAAGAAACAAUUUGUAUCGAUGAGUAAGACUAUAAGACAAAUUGCAUAUAAUUUAUCGUAUUUGGAUGUUUUAGUGUCAUUUUCUGUUCUAGCAAAGGAGAAAGGGUUAGUUAAACCUAAACUUGAUAAGAGUAAUAAACUGGAGAUUAUUGGAGGAAGACACCUAAUGGUAGAAGAUGGAUUAUCUUCCAAGACGCUAACUAAUUUUGUAUCAAAUGAUUGUAAUUUAGAAAAGCAAAAUCUUUGGGUAAUAACUGGUCCUAAUAUGGGUGGUAAAUCGACAUUUUUAAGACAAAAUGCUAUUAUAGUCAUUUUAGCUCAAAUUGGCUGUUUUGUUCCUUGCACAAGUGCACAUAUUGGUAUAACAGAUAAAAUAUUUAGUAGAGUAGGUACUGCCGAUGAUUUGUAUAAUGAAAUGAGUACGUUUAUGGUAGAGAUGAUUGAAACAUCCUUUAUUUUAAAAGGCGCUACACCAAAUUCCUUGGCCAUUUUGGAUGAGAUUGGAAGAGGUACCAGCGGUAAGGAAGGGGUCAGUAUUGCUUAUGCAACUAUAAAAUAUCUAAUAACGCAUAAUAAAUGUCGAACUUUAUUUGCAACUCAUUUUGGAGAAGAAUUAAAAGAGCUCCUCACAAAAGAAACUAGUAAAGACGUUAAAGACAAUGUCAAAUUCUUCAAGAGUUCUAUUUUAGAAAAUAAAAAUGGAACAUUUGUGUAUAAUCAUCGUUUGAAAGAAGGUAUAUGUAAAAGCUCAGAUGCUUUGAAAGUUGCUCAAGCAGCUGGGUUUCCCGAGCAAGCAAUCCAAGAAGCUAAAGAGUUGUUACAGCAAACUUAA